AUGUCGGAUUUAGACAGUGAAUAUCCGAGAGCGGAAAGUGGAAGACCGUUUCUACCAGAAGAAGAAAAAGAAUUUGUGAAACUCUUCAAUAAACAAAAAUUCAGACCUAGAACAGCUAUUUUAACAGUGUGGUUUGACUACCCCAAAAACAUGUUCUUCCAACCGAUAAAGAAGGUAAAAAGGAAACGGGUAACAAAAUCAGAAAUAGUGAAAGCCGGUGGACGAAUUAUUAGAAUAUUAGAUGGUAUAGUUUACGAAGAAAAUUUUAAAACUCCACCCUAUAGAGAUUAUAUUUUAAUUUUGAGAGAUCUAAGAAAUAAAUAUAAACGAGAAGGUAAUAUCGUGGGUAGUAAUUGCAUGAAAUUAUUAGGUAAUUCCUUGUAUGGUAAAUCAAUUCAGAAAGAUAUAUUCACAACUAGACAUUUAUGGAAUGAAGCAAUUUUACAGGCCAACUUUGAUUCACGCGUUAAAACCUAUGAGAAAAUUAAUGAUACUCAAUAUAUUGUUGAAACGGAAAUUGAAGAAAAAGAUAGUAAAAAAAAUAAUGAACAAUUUCAUUCACGCCAUAAAUGGAUUUUAUAA
Molecule: messenger RNA, 582 nt
Organism: Lottia gigantea (owl limpet)
Lineage: Eukaryota; Metazoa; Mollusca; Gastropoda; Lottiidae
Exons: 2
Coding region: 1-582 (193 amino acids)
Biological process (GO): DNA replication
Molecular function (GO): DNA binding; nucleotide binding; DNA-directed DNA polymerase activity
Source: RefSeq, a predicted model, not a curated record